Messenger RNA from Tachysurus fulvidraco (yellow catfish), 1196 nucleotides. RefSeq names its product granzyme B-like. NCBI's taxonomy places the organism in Eukaryota, Metazoa, Chordata, Actinopteri, Siluriformes, Bagridae. The transcript is spliced from 5 exons. Gene Ontology annotation, molecular function: serine-type endopeptidase activity. The record is from RefSeq and is a predicted model, not a curated record. Gene Ontology annotation, biological process: proteolysis. The coding region runs from base 352 to 1116 and encodes 254 amino acids.
UAUUUGUUGUAAAUAUGCCAGCUUGGUCAAAUAUUGUAGAGGUGCCAGCUAAUCUGAAUUUCACUGUACAUUACUAUAUUUUCAAAGCAAUAAAAUAAAAUAAAUAAAUCUAAAAGAAAUGCUUCAAGCUAAAUAUGCAUCUCAUCGGUAACUGUCUUCACCAUUUUUUUCCACUUACCUCUACUUUCUUAUGGAAUAAUUUCUACUUCCUCAAACCACACAAAAGAUUCUUUUGUGUGAUGUGUAUGUGUGUGUGGCGGGGUGGGGGGUGGAGGGCGGCUUAUCAGAGGUUUGAAAUGUAACAGAGAACAAUCCUGUCACACAUCUCUGUCAGUGUGGUGUACUACAGACAUGUUCUUCAGCAUCUCUAUCCUUGUACUUUCUGUCCUCCAUCUAUGUGGGACAAUGGAGAGUGGUAUUAUUGGAGGAAGGGAAGUGAAAGCACACUCCCGACCCUAUAUGGUUUCUGUUCAGAUUAACAAAAUGCACAUGUGUGGUGGCAUGCUUAUCAAAAAAAAUUAUGUGCUGACUACAGCUCACUGUGUAGAUAAUAUUGAAUACUCUGGAAAGAACAAGCUGGAAGUGGUACUAGGAGCUCACAACAUCAGUCAAAAGGAGCCCCAACAGCAGAGAAUCACAGUGGAGAAGUACAUCAAGCAUCCCUGUUACAAGAGCAAUGAACGUCCAAAUGAUAUCAUGCUACUGAAGCUGAAGUCCAAAGCCAAGCUGAAAAACGGUGUGCAAGUCAUUGAUCUUCCUAAGAAGAAUGAGAACCUUUCAGCCAAUCAAAUAUGUUCAAUAGCUGGUUGGGGCAUGACAAAACAGAACAGCGCUGCAUCAAGUGUCCUACGAGAGGUGAAGCUCAAAGUACAAGAUAUCUCUGAGUGCAAGAAGCUUUGGCAACAUUAUUUUGACACAGACAGCAUGAUCUGUACUGCCCCUGAUGGAAAAGAUGCUUUUUGUCAGGGUGAUUCAGGGAGUCCUCUUAUCUGUGGAAAUGAACCACAAGGAUUAGCUGCAUAUACCUACCCUGGCAACUGCUUAGACGUUCAGUAUCCAGAGGUAUAUAUCAAGCUCUCCUACUUUCUUCCAUGGAUUAAAGAAAUAAUACACUAGAGAGAGAAUUAACACAAUGGAAGUAUCCACGAUCAAUAUAUGGAAGUAAAAGCAAUCACAAUAAAAUAAACAUUUUAAAU